Messenger RNA from Trichomonas vaginalis G3, 1821 nucleotides. Its product is annotated as phage tail repeat-like family. NCBI's taxonomy places the organism in Eukaryota, Parabasalia, Trichomonadida, Trichomonadidae. The record is from RefSeq and is a predicted model, not a curated record. Bases 1 to 1821 code for a protein of 606 amino acids. The transcript has a single exon.
AUGAUUAAACAACAGCAACCACAGCAACUUAAGACACAAAGCACCCAGGUCCUUCAAACCAUUACAUACGCCAUAUAUGCAUAUAAUUCAAAGACGGCAGAACAAACGCAAAGGUUGAAAUAUGGAGAUUUGGAGAUAGUAUUGAAAAAUGACCAUUUCGAAUUCGUUUGCAAGGGUGGUGCAGUGAUAUCAAAUAUAAAAGAAAUUUUAUUUAUGAAUUCAAAAAUUAAAGGUAUAACGGAUGAUAUAACAUCAAUUCCACCAGAAGAACAAAGAUAUUACGCAUUAAAUGCAUUUCCUAAAGUUUUGAAGAUUAGAAGAUUUAAUUUAAAUGAGGAAUUCAUAAAAGGUUUCCUAAAUGACAUAAUGAAGAAAGCAGAUAAGGAAUAUGUGGAUAGUGAGUUAAAUAAGAAGGCAGAUAAGGAAUAUGUGGAUAGUGAGUUAAAUAAGAAGACAGAUAAGGAAUAUGUGGAUAGUGAGUUAAAUAAGAAGGCAGAUAAGGAAUAUGUGGAUAGUGAGUUAAAUAAGAAAGCAGAUAAGGGAUGUGUUGCUGCUGUGUUAGAGAAGAAAGCGGAUAAGGAAUAUGUGGAUGAAAAAGAUAAUGAAAUUAAAGAAAUGGUUGAAUGGUAUCAUGAAUGGACAUCAAAGAUUUUAAAAACUAAAGCUGAUACAGGAUGGGUUUCAGGAUGUUUAGACCUUAAAGCGGAUAAAACAUAUGUUAACGAUGAGUUAGAGAAGAAGGUAGAUAAGGAAUAUGUUAACGAUGAGUUAAUGAAGAAGGCAGAUAAAACAUAUGUUAACGAAAUAUACCAAAGUUUGAUAGGAACAAAAAAUAUUGAAACUAUUGUUGGUGACUUUUCUGUCAAUGAAGAAAAUAAAUAUUUUAGAUGGCAGUUUGUACACUCCUUAAAAAAUGGUAUACGGUGGAAACUCAUUCCGAAAAAUAACAAUGAAAUGUAUGUAAGUUAUAAAAAGAAUGAUGACACACAAGUUAAAGUUCCAUUAGACAACAACUGUUACUUAAACUUAUAUGGAGACGAACAAAAGAAAUAUUUAAGAGUUUAUGAAAUGGCAGAUAUGACAUUGCCUGACCCAGCUCCAGCACCAUAUUAUUAUGACUAUGGAGAUGAUGUCAGAACACCACAUAUAGAUGAACAAAAGUUAACAUUAUAUUUAGAUUAUUAUAGAUAUAAAAGAUAUAAUGCAAUAGAAAAAACGAGAAUAGUAUAUUAUUAUACAGAUGACAGAAAUAAAUAUUAUAGUCAAGAUUUUACCUACCCUGAAAACAUAAGAUUAUAUUAUAAAAAAUAUUCUGACACAAACCAGAAGAAACCUGAAAUAGUUACACUAUAUCUUAAGUUCAAAAGAGACAAUCCUAUAAUAUCUCAUAUGUUUGAUUUAAUGAACCCAGUGGGUUCUAUUUAUACAUCUAUGGAUGCAAGAGGUCCUCAAGUAAUGUUUGGUGUUGGUGCAUGGGAACAAAUAGUUGACAGGUUUUUGUAUUGUGCAAACUCUUCAAAGGAAACCGGUGGUUCAAAGAAAAUUACUGAAGCAAACCUUCCACCGCACACUCAUACAGGAACUACAAACACAUCAGGUAAUCAUACACAUUCAUUAAGAGACCAUCCAUUAUACAACUCAGAAUAUUAUGCUGGCAAUGACGUUUUAUCUCCAGGUUAUAACCAUUCAGCAAAAAAGACUUUUCGACCAACUGAACCAGGAGGAAAUCAUUCACAUACUUUCACAACAAAUCCAACAGGCUUGGGUAAAGAUUAUAUGCCACCAUUUAUGACUGUAUUCGCAUGGUACCGCAUUUAUUGA